Amaranthus tricolor (Joseph's coat) is the source of this 2680-nucleotide messenger RNA. RefSeq names its product protein NEDD1. Gene Ontology annotation, biological process: cell plate assembly; regulation of microtubule nucleation; regulation of mitotic spindle organization. Gene Ontology annotation, cellular component: kinetochore microtubule. The transcript is spliced from 10 exons. NCBI's taxonomy places the organism in Eukaryota, Viridiplantae, Streptophyta, Magnoliopsida, Caryophyllales, Amaranthaceae. Gene Ontology annotation, molecular function: protein binding; gamma-tubulin complex binding. The record is from RefSeq and is a predicted model, not a curated record. Bases 164 to 2434 code for a protein of 756 amino acids.
GUAUUAUUAAGUUAGUUUUGUAAACAUUGUUUGGGGCUAGAAGAGAGUAGGCGAUUUCAAAAUUCAAAAAAAGUCUAAAUUGAAAAAUUGGUAUACACUCCCACUCUCACCCUUCCUCUUUCUUUAGUACCCUUUUGCUCCUUUUUCCGCCAUUGUUGAUUCAAUGAAGUUCGCGGAAAUGGAAUUGUUAGCGGCAAGUGCAGGUGACACCGUUAAGCUUUUCGAUCUCUCCGUUACGUCAGGCGAUCCUUGCACUCUCAGUUAUACUCCAUCGCCGGGUUUUCAAGUUAAUUCCGUCAAAUGGAACCAUACCAAUUUGGUAAUUGCAAGUGCUGGUGAUGACAAAAAGAUAACCUUGUGGCAAAAAAAUGGGCAGAGUAUGGGGACUAUUCCUCUUACAGGCUCUGAAUCCGGGGACAAUGUUGAGGAGGCUAUAUCAUCCAUAAACUUCAGCAACAAAAGCUCUAGAUACUUGUGUUCUGGAGGAAGUGGUAAAGUUGUGAGGAUAUGGGACUUACAAAGGAAGCGUUGUAUCAAAUGGUUGAGAGGUCACACUGGCUCAAUAUCGAGUGCAAUGUAUAAUUGCAAGGAUGAGCACUUGGCCUCCGUUAGUUUGGAUGGGAAUCUUAUUGUUCACAACCUUGUCUCUGGUGCUAAAGCUACUGAAUUGAAGGAUCCUCAUGGACAGGUGUUAAGAGUUCUUGAUUAUUCAUGGGUUAGCCGCUCUCUCUUGGCUACAGCUGGUGACGACGGCUCUGUGCAUUUGUGGGAUGCAACUGCUAAAAGUCAAAGUCCAAAGGUCUCUUGGUUAAAGCAGCAUUCAGCACCAACUGCUGGGCUUAGCUUCUCUCCUUCAAAUGAUAAGGUAAUUGCUACUGUUGGUCUCGAUAAAAAGCUGUAUACUUUCGACUCAGGUGUGAAACGGUCCCUGUUUUGCACUUCUUAUGAAGCCCCCUUUUCUUCAUUGGCUUUUAGAGAAGAUGGCUUGAUAUUGGCUGCUGGAACAAGCAAUGGCCGUGUGGUAUUUUAUGACGUACGUGGAAAGCCUCAACCUUUCACCGUUCUUCGUGCUUAUGGAAGUUCUGAGGCUGUCACAAGUUUAUGCUGGCAAAGAUCAAAAUCUAUAGCUGUCAAUGAGAAAAAUUGUUCAGCCGAUGUUGCUCUAUUAGGGGGAGCUGUUGAGGAUUCAGUUUUAAUGCCUGACCCACUUCCUUCAGCAACAUUAUCCAAUGUUUCACAAACAGCUUUGUCUGGUCCACGGCGCUCGACCUCUGCUGUCGAAUCAACCUUCGCUGCAAUUGGUGCUGGAUCAUCAACAAACAAUAGUUUGUCAUCUUUAGAGGAAACGCCUCAUAGAAGUUCAUUGUGGACAGGUGGAUCUUUGCCAAGAUUGCAUCCAACUCGUAUUAUGAAUUUCAAGGAUGACAUGGAGGUUUUCUCCCCACUAGUGGAUGUUCAGCCUAUUACGCCUUCACGUGAUAAGCUAUGGCAUGACCCUGAUGGUUCCAGAAAAGAUCUGCUUGGAGAUAGAAAAUCUUCUCCAACAUUUCCCAAUCGGAAGUUUCCACUCUCAGAAAAUGUCACUGAUAAACAUUCUAUAUUUGACUGGAAACCUGAUUCAGCUUCUAAACAGGAUGACAUCCAUACAGCGGUUUUAGGUUCCACUCCUAUUGCUUCUUCCAGAAGUGACGAUUCUUCAUCUAUUACUCCUCCAGAAGCUUGGGGUGGUGAGAGACUAUCAGAUAAAUUAGCUCAUGCUCGUCAGCUGGUAUCCCAGUCCACACGUUUCAGUAUACCAACAACAUCUAGCAGUACUUCGACUUCAAUGUUCAGUGGAUUGCAAGAUAUAUCAUCUGGCCAAGAAAAUUCACCUGGAACGUUUGGACAUGUUCCCUUUAGUGCAUUUUCUCGGAAUCUUGGCUCAAAAAUUGUCCCUGGCCAGGCAAAUUCUGAAGCUAUUGGAUCGUCAUAUUUGAAUCCACCUAGAAAAUUUACCUAUGCUGAGAGAAUAAGCACAUCUGCGGCAUUAGGUUCUCCUAAAACGAAGAAAACCGGAUCUGAAACAAGAGAAGAACUUCAAAAUAGUUUAUUGGCCAGAUCUGAUACUACACAUGCUGUUGAAUCAGGAUUGCCGCCGUCAGUUAAUGGAGCACCAAAUAUACACCCGAGAACGCCUCAGGCUGACUUGCAUCAGGGAUCCUCUAACUUCACCCUUCAAUUGUUUCAACAUACACUUCAAGAAACUCUAUUGUCUUUCCAAAAAUCAAUUCAUGAAGACAUAAGGAACCUCCACAUUGAAAUCUUAAGACAAUUUCAUAUGCAGGAGACAGAAAUGUCGGGUUUUAUGAAUUCGGUAACAGAUAGACUAGAUUCACUUACGCGAGAAGUUCAGGAUUUGAAGAAAGAACAUGAAAAGCUUCGCCAAUUGCUUUGAAAAUUUGUUUUUAUUAUUUUCGGGUGGUGUGUGAGGGUGUAUAUAUGCAUCAUCGAGCAAGUCGUUUCAGUUAAGACAUAUUUUUUUGUUUUAGUGUUUGUGCUUAGCUUACCAGGAAAUUGUGAUUUAUAUAGCUAGAGAAAGUGAGUUGCCAGCAUUUGUGUAGACGGUUUGAAUCGGGUGAAAAAUAUUAUGAUCCUCUUUUGGUCUUCAAUGAAGCUAUUUGGCCUUGAAUUGAGCAAUCAA